CCGUCACGGAGCUUCAUCUGAGUUUACACCAUGAAUGCAGACGCGGCUUUACUGUUGGAUACGGUGAAUUUUGCGGCGGAGAAACAUCGGAACCAGCGACGGAAAGAUCCAGAAGGAACUCCGUAUAUCAACCAUCCGAUAGGAGUCGCCACAAUCCUCAGCCUCGAAGCCGGAAUCACAGACAUCGAGGUCUUGCAGGCCGCUCUGCUUCAUGACACAGUCGAGGACACUGACACCACUCACGAAGAGCUCGAAGAUAAAUUUGGGCCCGUCGUGGCUCGAAUUGUUCAGGAGGUGACGGACGAUAAAAGUUUACCCAAAGAGGAGCGGAAGCGUCUGCAGGUGGAACACGCGCCCCACUGCAGUCACCAGGCCAAACUGGUUAAACUGGCUGAUAAACUGUACAACCUGAGGGACCUGAACCGCUGCACACCUGUCGGUUGGACACCUGAGCGGGUCUAUGAGUAUUUUGUUUGGGCCUCUAAGGUGGUGAGAGGCCUGAGAGGAACAAACUAUGUUUUGGAGGAAAAGCUUCAAGAGCUGUUCAAACAGCGAGGAGUCGAGCUCUGACGGCACUCAGAACAAACUAUUUAAAUUAAAAUACAUUACAUUUCUAAAUCAUCAAAAUAAAUUGUAUUUCUGAUA
Messenger RNA from Amphiprion ocellaris (clown anemonefish), 645 nucleotides. It is a transcript of the gene hddc3, whose product is annotated as HD domain containing 3. Bases 31 to 570 code for a protein of 179 amino acids. Lineage: Eukaryota; Metazoa; Chordata; Actinopteri; Pomacentridae. Gene Ontology annotation, molecular function: guanosine-3',5'-bis(diphosphate) 3'-diphosphatase activity. The transcript is spliced from 4 exons. The record is from RefSeq and is a predicted model, not a curated record.